Molecule: messenger RNA, 1194 nt
Organism: Lemur catta (Ring-tailed lemur)
Lineage: Eukaryota; Metazoa; Chordata; Mammalia; Primates; Lemuridae
Gene: POU2AF2
Product: chromosome 7 C11orf53 homolog
Exons: 5
Coding region: 128-997 (289 amino acids)
Molecular function (GO): POU domain binding; DNA binding
Source: RefSeq, a predicted model, not a curated record
CAGAAGGCUUUUCCACAGGAUCGGGCUGAGCUUUCUAGGAGACCAGGAUCCCUGACCAGGGAGUGAACGCCCUUCGCCAGAAAUCCUGCACUGCAGUUAAGAAGGAAAGCCAACAGAACCAUCCAGAAUGGAAAGUGUCCCAGGAGACUACAGCAAACGCGUGUACCAAGGCGUGAGAGUGAAGCACACAGUCAAAGAUCUACUGGCAGAAAAACGAUCCAGGCAGACAAGUAACUCAAGAUUUAACGGCAGCGUCAGCUCCUCUCAGUCUGCAUUUGUCCAGCUGCCAGGUUCCCCGGUCACGUCCGGUUACUACGGUGUCAGAAGAUCCUUCCUAUCAGACUCAGACUUCCACGGCAGCAAACCGUUUCCCAACGACGUGUACUCGCCCAGCGCGGCGAAGCCCUUUCCCUGCGAGCCCGCGGCAGGGCAGGGCCUCGCGGGCCUCCUGGAGCCCUGCUUCCCCGAGCCCUACGGAGACUACCGCGCCCCGGCGCUGCCGCCCAGCGCGGGCUCGCUGUUCAGCGCCCCGGCCCUGCCGCCGCCGCCGCCGCUGCUGCCGCCCUUCCCCGGCGACCCCGCGCACUUCGUGUUUAGGGACUCGUGGGAGCAGACGGUGCCUGACAGUCUCAGCCAGCCGGACCCCAUGCCUGCCGACACCCUGCAGACCUUGCCACCCAGCACGAGUUGCCUCUCCCAGCUUGAGUCCGGGAGCACCGCCCAACACAGGGGCUCGAGCUGGGGGGCCUCCCUUGCGGGGGCUCAGUCCUACUCGCUGCAUGCGCUGGAGGAUCUGCACCACACUCCGGGGUACCCCACCCCACCUCCUUACCCCUUCACCCCUUUCAUGACGGUGUCAAACGACCUACCACCCAAGGCAGUGCCGCUUUCCCCAGAUGAGGAGGCAGACACCUCUUCCUUUCAUGACCCUUCAUCUUGGACGAAAGAAGAUGGGAGCCUUGCUUGGGGGUCAUAUGAUUGCCGCAGAGCUUACUGAUGGGCUGGACCAAAGGACUUCUGCGUUUUUCUUUAAGUUGGGUUCUGUAUUCCACAGAUUGUUUUAGGUGUGUCAGCUCAUUCAGAACUGGAUUUUCAGGAUAAGCCAUAAUGCCACCUUUUGUUAAUGGACGAUGGCAUUUAUUUGUAAUCCUCCCCACCAUAACCCCACUGAAAUAAAACACAAUGUUAAUUAAA